AUGGAGAUACCUUGUACAGAAAAGACUUUCCCUGUCUUAUUAGGAUCUAGCAAUGGAAAGACAAAUUUCCAACUAAUAGCCUACUCUGAUUUGUAUGAAACUGUAUUAAAUAUCCUGUUUAUUUCUCAAAUAUAGAUUGCGGUGGGAGGCUUCUCAGAUGCAGCUGAUUAUACUUCUAUAAAUCCUUUCACAGAAAUACCUUAUUUCUAUACUAAUGUCGUUCCAGAAACUUAAAUCAACGCAACCUUUGUGGGAACUUACGACAAACUGGGAAAUGCCAAGUGGGCAAAAUAUGUAAAUAAUUUUCCCGUAUUAUAUUAUGAUUUAGAUUUGUAAAAAUCAGCAGCUCAUACAGUUACUAUCUAUACUGCUAUUGAUGCUCAAACCUUAAUAAUCGUUGGUGGAUUUACCGUCUUAAUUGAUGAUAUCGAUACUUCACUUGAGAAUAAGACAGCUUGCCUAUUUUUAUUCGAUCAAUAGUUGAACUUAUUGGAUACAUUUAUUCCUCAUACUGAAGAGGCACCUCUUAAUCCUGCCGAAAUGAUUUCAAAAGUGUACUAUUUGAAGACUCGCUCCUAUAAAACCCUGGCUACUAUUGAUGAGUUUGUAUUUGGUUGUGCAGAUUCUAAUUAUGAGUAGCCAAUAUUUGUUUCAAAAGUUUACAUUAGAGUAGAUAUAGACACAAGCUUUAGGAAUCUAUAAUCUUUGAAUCAUCAAAUUACGUUACAAUAAAGAGAAGAAGAUCUUCAUUCUGUCUGUGUUACGAUGAAACCAAUUAAUAGUACAUUUCUGACAAUUUUAGUGAAGCAAUUGAUUGGGGGUUUUGAAUUCGCUCAGGUCUCUAUUAACUAUAUAAAGAAUACAGCUUAAGUCAAAUAUAUUAUGAUGGAUAACACUCUAUCGGCUUUUAUGUUUUCUCAUGCAACAAUUUUAAGCUAUGAUAAGUUUUUCUUUUGUGGAUUUACAAAGAGUGGGUUGCUGAAAGUUCAAUAACCUUUUAAUUAAACAAAUAUGAAUGGCUUCUUUAUGAGUAGUGUUUAAGAAGAAAGUUAUCUACCUUUCAUAAAAAUAUCCUAAAACUUAGAUUCAAAAUAGUUUUUGCAAACUCCCUCUUCAAAUUUUACACUACUUACACUUGAUACAAGAUCACCAUUUGCAGAUAAUUUAUAGUUCUAAUAAAAUCUGAUGACAAAUAAUCUAUCUAGAGUAAAGAUAGAAUUCGCAGAUUUAUACUAUAUUGACGUCUAUAUAAAUGAAGAAAAUUAAGUGCUUAAUCUACCAAGUUGUCUAGCUAAUGAUGAAUAUACAGUUAAUUUUUAUACUAAGUUAAAUGGUAAUGAUGCAGAUCUAGCUUAUAAAGUGCAGACUUGUCUAUCAUUCACUAAUAAAAUCUUUAAACCGCUUAAAAUUAAUUUCAGGGAUAAAUGCAUCGAAGGAGGAAUCUUAAGGAGUGUAGUAGUUAAUGGAACUUAAUUCACAUACUAUAAGACUUAUCCUGCCAUUCGUAUUCCAUUAAUUAAAAAUGUUUCUAAAUCCUACUGCUAAUAUACAUACUCUUUAAAUUCUAGUUUAGACACAACCAGAUACGCAUCAAUCGGUAGUUAUUCAUUUUCGUAUGAUAGUCUACUGAUCUAUUCAGAUUUCAAAUCUUUUAUCUAGAAUGAUACUUUUGUAUUCUAGGUCUAGCUAAAAGUUGGUACUGAGUUAGUCAAAUCAGGAAGCUUUAAAGUUAAUAUGAAGAUUGAAAACUGCUUUUAUUCUGAGUUUUAGAAAUAACAAUAAAAAGACUUAAUUUAUAAAAUUGGAAUUACUGGGGGGAUUUUCAUAUCACUUCAAAGGUGGAAAUAAUCUAUGCUAUCCUGUCCAGUUAUUAUUUUAUAACUUUUUAUAAACGAGGAAUUGGUAUCAGAAUAUUAUCCAUUAAAUCCGAUUUCUUAUAAUCAAUUGGAAUCAUAUAUUAAGAUUAACACUUCUGAUGAAUCGCUUGCUGAUAAAACAUCAGUAAUAAGAAUAAGUGGUAGUAACACAUUUAAAGUAGAGGAAGUAUCAUUUAACAUUAAGUUUAAGUUGAAUAAAGUUCCUGUAAUAGAAGAGAAGACCAAUAAUUUGACAGCAUACAAUAUUAAUCACACUCCUAAAACAAUAGAGAAAAAAGAUUCAGUGAACAAAGUCCAAGUUAAUGUGAUAUCUUUGAAUUAACAGGGAAUUUUAGCCUUGCAAUUUAGCUAAAAAUUCAAACUUAAAACCAAUUCUAGCUCUAGCAAUAACACUCGGCAACUAUAAAUAAUUGAUAGCUCAAUACUCAAGCUAUUUAAAAUAAUAUUUCCUAAUCCUAAAAAUGUUUCUGCUGAAAAUGAUUACGACACUCUUGAGGUGAUAUUUUCAGAUACAAAACAAGGGUCCUACCAUAAAAAACAAACUCAAGUAAGAAUACAUAAUGCACCUAAUUAUUUAGGCUUAACUUAGUUGGCUGGUGAAACUAUUUCCAAGGUUGGCACUAGUAUGGCUGCCUCUUUUUCAACUAACAUCGCUCUAUCGGUAUUUUUAGGAGUCUCUUUGAAAAAUCUUUGGACUUUAAUGAAUACAUUAUAAAUCUUCAUUUACUAUCCAUUACUUGAAAUAGGCUUACAGUCUAAUGUUAUCAUGAUGAUAACUUAAUUAAAGGAUGUAGUAAAUCUAAACUUUAUACCCAAAGAUUUCUUGAGCGAUAUAUUUGGAAAUAUAUAUGAUGAUAUUGAUGCUGAUCCAGUACUUUAAACAAUAGAUAUCUUUUAAAACUUCUAAUUAUACUUCUGA
Molecule: messenger RNA, 2796 nt
Organism: Stylonychia lemnae
Lineage: Eukaryota; Ciliophora; Spirotrichea; Sporadotrichida; Oxytrichidae
Source: the annotation of a GenBank genome assembly